CCGGGAUCCUCUGCUGUUUCGUCAUCAGGGCCAUGUUGUUCCCUGGAUAACUCCAUUGAUCUUGGGAAAAAGGAAAAAAUAAGGAGCCAGACUGGAGGCGCGCUCUCACUCUCAUGAAACAUGAAACGGUCUGCCCGAGGUCGAUCACAGGAGGAAAAUCCUGAAAAUGACCUGCACAAAUUAAAGCUACAAUUUCGUCAAGCUGUAAAGGACAAACAGGCAUACGAUGACAAAAUUCAAAGCCUCCUUCUGAAAGACAGCAGAGAGAUCCAGAGGCUCCAGACUGAACAUGAUGAACUUUUACACAUCCUCACCAUCGCUCAGAGUAGUUCUAACCAAAAGAAAGAAGUCAACGCUGUGCAAGAUCUCGAUACCCUUUUGUCCAGCGAGGAGACGAUAGAGGAGGAGCUACUAGCAAACAAAACCAAACUGGUGUCUUUUAAAAAGCAGAUUUUGGAAUGGGAGAGGAAGUUGGUCGCACAGAGAGGGGGGACCGCGCCGCAUAAUACGAAAUGUGAAGACACUUCCAUAAAAGAUAUCUUGUCGAAAGAGGACAAACUGUACAAGGGUCACAUAUGCUUCAAUGAGCUGAUGAUUAGGAACGGGCAGUUAAAGAAGGAACUAGAUAUUCUGGAGAUGGAAAAGAACGAGUUCCUGCAAAUACAGCUUCAACUGAAAAAGGAGUUGCAAGCCAUCCGCAAGGAAAUUUCGGACUUGAGCGCUAUGUGUACGAAAGCCAACAAUGCCAGCGUUGCAAUCCAGAUCAAGCAGAAGAAGCUGAAGGAGCAAAAGGCUCAGUUCGAAGCUCAGUACACUCAAACGACAACCAACCUGGAGCAUGAAAUCGCCACGCACUGCAACCUUGAGGCGAUGGUCAACGUCAAGAAUGCCGGCGACGAAGGCUCCGACCGCGAGAAAGCGGAUCUUCUGGAUCAGCUACAGAAGUUGGCACAUCUGGAAGAUACCAUCAGGAAAAUCCUGAUUGAGACGGGAGAGAAUGACCUUGACACACUGGUGGAAAACUUCUUAGGAAUGGAGGAGGAGAACUAUUCGUUACUGAGCUUUGUCAACUAUCAGCACUGGGAAGUGGAGGACAUGAAACAGCAGAUCGCUCAGCUUUACAAGGAGAGUGAGCUCUUUGUUGCUGAGCAGAAACAGCAGGCUCAGGAUCGCCAAGCUCUCCAGGCGGCCAUUACCACUAAGCAAGAGACUACUGAGGAGCAGCUAAGCGGCUACGAAAAGCGAAUUGACUUCCUGGAAAAUAUUGUCAACAGCCUUAAAAAAGGCGUGCAAACGUUACUUGACAUCAGUUAUCAAAGUAUGGACAUGUCUAGCACGUUGAGCUCUUGUGACAGAGCCCUGGAUGAGCACAUGACGGCCUGCUUGAAGCUGGUGGAGGAAAAAGUCAACGGCCUCCUAAAUCUGCAGUCCAUCAUUGUCUUCCAGGAGAGCUUAACACAGUGUGACCUCGCUAGCGAUGGCUUUGGUUCCAUAGCGGAUCAAUUUCGAGGGAAGGGGAACACGCCUGCAGUCAACCUGUCCACCGCAGCUUCAACCCCGCCACCCGAUGAGGACAAACCCCGGAAAGGUAGUCGUUCGGCAAGCAAGGGAGCAAAUGAGAGGAUGGGUUCCCACAGCAGCCCAUAAGUGGAGUCGGAGAGAAACAAGACACGAGGACCAGGGGUCUGUGUUGUGCAUAGAUCAUGCACUAACAACGAGCUGCUCUGCAUUAGCCAGUCAUAC
Hippocampus comes (tiger tail seahorse) is the source of this 1743-nucleotide messenger RNA. RefSeq names its product coiled-coil domain-containing protein 114-like. Bases 121 to 1647 code for a protein of 508 amino acids. NCBI's taxonomy places the organism in Eukaryota, Metazoa, Chordata, Actinopteri, Syngnathiformes, Syngnathidae. The record is from RefSeq and is a predicted model, not a curated record. The transcript has 15 exons.